Messenger RNA from Cydia amplana, 1798 nucleotides. RefSeq names its product drebrin-like protein (gene Abp1). The transcript is spliced from 9 exons. Gene Ontology annotation, biological process: neuron projection morphogenesis; regulation of actin filament polymerization; postsynaptic actin cytoskeleton organization. Lineage: Eukaryota; Metazoa; Arthropoda; Insecta; Lepidoptera; Tortricidae. The coding region runs from base 134 to 1798 and encodes 554 amino acids. Gene Ontology annotation, molecular function: actin filament binding. Gene Ontology annotation, cellular component: lamellipodium; cortical actin cytoskeleton; postsynaptic density. The record is from RefSeq and is a predicted model, not a curated record.
CAUCGGUCUAUCUAGUCUAUGGCUGUUGUCGGUCGAAAUUGUUGUGAGUCAGGCCGCCCGUUCGUCGGCUUUAACGAUUUCACAGAGAUUUUGCAUUUUACAGUGUUCAAUUCGUUAAUGCGAAGAAUGUAAAAUGGCUAUAAACUUAAAUAAACACAAGGACGCGUUAGUCGCCGCGUGGAAGGACGUAUUAGACGAGAAAACUGAUACUGACUGGGCUCUAUUUGGCUAUGACGGCUUAUCCAGUGACCUAAAGUUUGUAAGCAAAGGAGACGGAGGCCUAAUAGAGCUGAUUGAUGAAUUCAACAGUGGAAAAAUACAAUACGCAUUUCUAAAGUUAGACGUCCCAGACAGCAGCAUAUCUAAAUAUGUGCUUAUCAACUGGCAGGGUGAAGGCGCCCCAACGGUCCGCAAAGGCACCUGCGCGAACCAUAUCAAACACGUUUCUUCCUUAUUCACGGGCUUUCACCUAACCAUGCACGCUCGCACCGAAGACGACCUUGAGGAGAGGGUGAUUCUGGAGAAGUUGGCGAAGGCCGGCUCGGCCUUCAACUUCAAGUCUGGGAGGAGUGAGGAACUGCCGCCUAGCGGCCCUGUGGGAACGGCGUAUCAGAAAGUUAACCCAGUUCAAGAAAUCAACUCGUCAGAGCGCGACCAGUUCUGGUUAAAAGAAGAACAGGAAGAGAAGAAGAGAGUAGAAGCAGAAAGGAAAAGGAGAGAGGAGGAAAAGAGGAUGGCAGAAGAAGAUGCAAGGAGAAAAGAAGAAUUAGCCACCCAGAGGAGAGCUAAGGUUGAAGAACAGAAAGUGGCGAGUCCCGACCCAACGAGUCCUACCGGCGUGUCAAGCAGCGAGGCACUCAGGAGGCAGAGGUCGCAGGAGGCGAGGCAACUUAUCGGCUCCUCUACGGCCUGUGCCCGGGCCCUGUUCCAACAGAACUUGGCUCAGGGACAACUUACACCUAAAUCGAACAGUAUACCAGAGAAGCCCGUCCGUAGUUCCGUCAUCGCGCAACGCAUCAACACAUUCACACAACCGCAGCCCACCUCCCUCCCCCCCCUCUCCCCUUCCAACCGCUCCCCCCACAAACUCCCCCCCGCCGAGCCCCAGGAACCCAAAACGAGCCCCCUCAAAAACAUAGACAAAAUCAAAAUGAGCCUAGAAACCCCCUCGCAAAUACAAUACGAACCUAUAAUAGACCCCACAGUCGAUUUAAGUCCCAGUACCGAAAACGACCCGACUUCCUUCAGUGCCAUAAACUAUGCAGAACUUAAAGAUAAUGAAUACAGACCUAUAGCCGAUUCGCUACAGAGUGAACCUAUGAUUAAACAAAACAUCUUAGAAAAUGACAUGUUCGAUGCAUCGUAUUCGAGCUCGAAUGAAAAUGAUGAUGAUGAUAGCGACAAUAAGUUUAGUACCAUCAAGAGAUCGCCGUAUAGCAAGAAUAAUAUAGCAGAGGAAAAUGGGAAAGCGGAGCUGAGCAGACAGAAUACUGUUAUAGAAAACGUUAAUUAUAAGAAGGAGGCUAAUGGGACUAAUACUAGUGAUGAUGUGUCACCAGAAGGCCUAGAAGAGGAAGGCACGAUAUACGAGGACUUGGACGACGAUCCCGGUCUUACUGCGAGGGCUCUAUAUGACUACCAAGCAGCGGACGAGUCGGAAAUAACGUUCGACCCGGGCGACAUCAUCACGCACAUCGAGCAGAUAGACGCGGGCUGGUGGCAGGGCGUCGGGCCGCAAGGACUAUUCGGUCUGUUCCCCGCCAACUACGUGCAGCUGCUGCCCGCGCACCCGCGAUAG